This is a messenger RNA of Helianthus annuus (common sunflower), 1167 nucleotides long. RefSeq names its product glycine--tRNA ligase, chloroplastic/mitochondrial 2. The transcript has 7 exons. Gene Ontology annotation, molecular function: glycine-tRNA ligase activity; ATP binding. Gene Ontology annotation, biological process: glycyl-tRNA aminoacylation. Gene Ontology annotation, cellular component: cytoplasm; mitochondrion; chloroplast stroma. Bases 185 to 577 code for a protein of 130 amino acids. The record is from RefSeq and is a predicted model, not a curated record. Lineage: Eukaryota; Viridiplantae; Streptophyta; Magnoliopsida; Asterales; Asteraceae.
GCAGUGGUAACAUUUCCCACGGUCUACGGAAUACAUCAUCGGCUACAACCUUGAUCGAUAACUCAGAGUCUUACACUAAUGUAAUGCAACAAGCCGGAAUUUCUGUCGACACACUGAGCAACGGAAGAAAAUAAUUGUAGAACGAGCCAAUUAUUUAGCAAAAGGUGUUGACAGAUGUCUUGUGAUGCAAAGCAACUUACUUGAUGAGGUUGUAAACCUUGUCGAAGCACCUGUUCCCGUGCUCGGAAAAUUCUCAGAGUCGUUCCUAGUGCUCCCGAAAGAUCUGUUAGUAAUGGUUAUGCAGAAGCAUCAGAAGCACUUUGCGUUGACGGACACGAACAGAAGUCUGUUGCCGUAUUUCAUUGCUGUUGCAAAUGGAGCGAUUAUUGAAUCAAUUGUUAGGAAAGGAAAUGAAGCUGUACUAAGAGCUCGAUAUGAAGAUGCUAAGUUCUUUUAUGAAUUGGACACUAGUAAAAGGUUUUCGGAGUUCCGGGGUCAACUGAAUGGAAUUCUUCUUAAUUUUUUCCCUACUCUUCGUAUUGACAAAAUAACAUGUAUAUGUCUGGUCUCUCUCUAAGAAGAUGAAAUUUACAGGAGAAACUUGGAACGAUGGAGGACAAAAUGAUACGGGUUGAGAGUACCGUUAGUGAACUUGGGUCGGCCCUAGGGCUAAGUGAAGAUAAGCUUCAGAUUGUUCGUGAAGCUACAUCACUCGCUAUGUCUGACCUCUCAGCUGCUGUUGUUACGGGAUUUACGUCUUUAUCAGGAAUAAUGGCAUGCCACCACUAUGCUCUUCGUGAAGGAUACUCGCAACAGGUUUCCGAUGCAUUGUUUGAGAUUACAAGCAGCAUGGAUAAAACACUUGGAGAAUCAUACAACAUUAGAACCGGCCACCGGUUACAAAUUUUCUCCCCAUCACAACAGCAUUAAUGUGGCCAUGAACCCAUGGAUGCAAAUUUGCAGCACUUUUAAGUCUAAAACAGUGAGUAUGUGGACUUGAAGAAAACAAUCUUGAAAUAGUUAUUAGUUUAUAUGUAAAGUCGUUUUCCUUUGUAACUUUUGUAGAUAGGUUUUGAUUAGAAGUUAAUGUUUAUAAUUAGUAUUACUAUUUAAAUUAAAAACUUAUGUAUGGAUUUUGGGUUAUUAUUGUUAAUAGCAUUUGGUUUU